Brettanomyces bruxellensis is the source of this 1065-nucleotide messenger RNA. RefSeq lists its product as uncharacterized. The transcript has 5 exons. Lineage: Eukaryota; Fungi; Ascomycota; Pichiomycetes; Pichiales; Pichiaceae. Bases 1 to 1065 code for a protein of 354 amino acids. Gene Ontology annotation, cellular component: cytosolic large ribosomal subunit; ribosome. Gene Ontology annotation, biological process: cytoplasmic translational elongation. Gene Ontology annotation, molecular function: structural constituent of ribosome. The record is from RefSeq and is a predicted model, not a curated record.
AUGAAGUUUGCGAGAGUCAGGAGAGAAAGCAAGAAGCAAGACUUGAAAUAUUUAGCUGCUUAUCUUCUUUUGACGAAGGCCGGAAAAGAGGCUCCUUCCAAGGAUGACGUCACCAAGGUCCUCGAGGCUGCUGGUGCAGAGAUCGAUGAGGCUAAAAUUGACAGUCUUAUCGAGUCUUUGAAAGACAAGAAGGUGGAAGAUGUUAUUGCUCAGGGCCAGGAGAAGCUUUCUACAGUUUCGGUUGCUGCCCCAGCCGCUUCUGCUGAUGGAAAAUCAAGUGAUGAUGCUGCAGAUGAGGAAAAGGAGGAUGCUGAAGAGGAGGAAGAGGAAGAUGAUGACAUGGACAUGGUAUCCAUCACGAGAAUUCGAAUGAACUUCUUUUAUCUUUUUCCAGUCAACUUUUUGCUUAUGUGUUGCACUGCAGGCCCGAUGGGAUUUUUGCUUGCCCUUACAACUACACGAAGCGAGGCAUCUAAAGCGGCUCAGACAAUCACAAACUGCGUUUUGCCCCCAGACGCAAUCCUUCCCCCAAAGAUGAACAGUCUGUUUGACCACAUUUUAUGUCUGACAGGUAACGAAAGAGUGGUUAUACCGGGGAAACUCCAGCGGGUUGUUCCUCCAUCUCCCACGGCUGAAGUUUUUAACAUCUCAGGGUGGGUCUCUUCGAUUUACGCAAUGCUUACAGCCACUUUUAUCAAAAUAUUGCCUAUUUUAGGCCCAGUUAUAUCCGCUUACAACAACCUUCUCGCAGAUAUACACUCAAGAUCAUCCAGAUUGUACCGACUUCAGCGGCUUCGGCGUCGCCAAGCAGAAUACUACCAUCUCAAGCAAAAAGAGGGGCAAUUGCUCAUGCUAGGGGUGUGCAUAUACGUGCUUGAGUCUAUUCCUGUAAUUGGAACACUAUUUUUCCGGUUUACAAAUCAAAUUGGAAUUGCCUACAUGCAGGGGUUGGAACUUCAAAGCAAGAAACAGGGCAUGAUUGAGUUGCUGCCUGUCGAAAGUAACCCUGUACAAGACCAUUUGACGCAAAAUACAGAAAAUGACUUGCAGAAAAAGAAUACUUGA